AUGUCAUUUAUUAACACAACUCAAGUCAUUUCAAAUAAUUCAGAAGCGUUAUUAGCCUUUACUACGUUAACAGCACAAAACCUCUUGAAUUGCUCAAUCAGUAAAAAUUGCAGAUCGCUACCACCAUUGACCGAAUUCAUUCAUGAUCUUUACUCCAAGACAACUACCAAACGAUCGUCCUACCGAGGGGGCCUACCUUGUGCAGUCAAGCUAUUCACUCUGAUUUAUCUCUUGAGAUUGAAAUCAAAAUUACCUGAUAAUGCAAAGGGAGGACCUGAUACACCAUAUCGAUUGUUUCUAGCGGCAGUUUUAACAAGCUCUAAAUAUCUGUCUGAAACUGGCACAGGAUUAACCAGCACGCACCUAUCAGCAUUGACAAACUCUGUAUAUACACCUAAAGAUAUCAAUCGAAUGGAAAGAAGCUUUCUGGGGCUGAUUCGCUAUGAUUUGUGGGUAUCGACACAAGAUAUUCAAUCAUUCAUCAAACUGUAUGGCGAUCUGAUUCAAAUGGACAUUUGCAAUGUGAAUCUACCUCAACAGCCAAUGAUCCAGCAACGUUGCAAUGAAAAUACUAUUGAUACCACACAUAACUCCAUUCACACAACAACAACGACUACGGCAUCUGAUAAGACAACGAAUACCAAUGCCACUAGUACCAAAUCAAAGGCAAUCUUGCAUCCUGCUUAG
This is a messenger RNA of Mucor velutinosus, 687 nucleotides long. Its product is annotated as protein transport protein S31. Lineage: Eukaryota; Fungi; Mucoromycota; Mucoromycetes; Mucorales; Mucoraceae. Gene Ontology annotation, biological process: regulation of cyclin-dependent protein serine/threonine kinase activity. Gene Ontology annotation, molecular function: cyclin-dependent protein serine/threonine kinase regulator activity; protein kinase binding. The transcript has 2 exons. The coding region runs from base 1 to 687 and encodes 228 amino acids. The record is from RefSeq and is a predicted model, not a curated record. Gene Ontology annotation, cellular component: cyclin-dependent protein kinase holoenzyme complex; nucleus.